AUGUUAGUAAAGGUAGUUGUUUUUGUUUUAAUGAGCACGGUUUCUAUAACUGCCUUACCUGCAGAAUACAAAAGCUAUGGUCAAUUUACUAGCAGAGAACAUGUUCGUCCAAUCAGACCUCUUGAAACUCACGGCUUAAUUCAGAUAUAUAGUUACGGUUAUAGAAUUAAGGACGAGUAUGGUAAUGUCCAGUUCCGCAAGGAAGAAUCAGAAGGGAAAGGCAAUGUCAAAGGAUCCUAUGGUUACACCGAUGCUUCUGGUUUGUACCGGCUAGUGGAGUAUGUUGCUGAUGCCGGUGGUUUUCGUGCAACUGUUAAAACCAACGAGCCUGGCACAACUAACCAGAACCCUGCUGAUGUCAAAAUAAUCAGUGAACAUGAGAAAAGACCGGAAGAAGAACACAACGUACAUAAGGAGGUAAGACUUCCACUUCAUGACUACCAGACUUCUCCAAAUUAUUUUCACCCAACCUACGGUUCGGCCGCGAAGGAAAUACCUAUCCAAGGCAAUGUACCACGUUACACAUCCAUAUACACCGCCCCAGCACUUGCAUCUACAUCUGCGGAAACACCAGAGAAUCUUGAAGAAUAA
Limulus polyphemus (Atlantic horseshoe crab) is the source of this 591-nucleotide messenger RNA. Its product is annotated as cuticle protein 16.8-like. NCBI's taxonomy places the organism in Eukaryota, Metazoa, Arthropoda, Merostomata, Xiphosura, Limulidae. Bases 1 to 591 code for a protein of 196 amino acids. Gene Ontology annotation, cellular component: chitin-based extracellular matrix. Gene Ontology annotation, molecular function: structural constituent of chitin-based larval cuticle. The record is from RefSeq and is a predicted model, not a curated record. The transcript is spliced from 3 exons.